Messenger RNA from Caenorhabditis remanei, 1374 nucleotides. RefSeq lists its product as uncharacterized. Gene Ontology annotation, molecular function: transmembrane transporter activity. The record is from RefSeq and is a predicted model, not a curated record. The transcript has 7 exons. Lineage: Eukaryota; Metazoa; Nematoda; Chromadorea; Rhabditida; Rhabditidae. Bases 1 to 1374 code for a protein of 457 amino acids. Gene Ontology annotation, cellular component: membrane. Gene Ontology annotation, biological process: transmembrane transport.
AUGAUAAGCACCCCGUUCAACAGCGAUGACUAUCGUGUUUACCCUAAACGAUGGAUCUACUUGUUGGCCGUUAGUAUGAUCAAUUUCUCCAAUGGAAAUACAUGGAUCACAUACGCCGCUAUCACAUUCUACACAAACAAUUACUACUCCAACAAUAACGCUGCUCUUUUCUUCAAUGUAAUCUUCAUGGUGCUAUCCAUCCCAGUCGGCUUCUUGGCGUGUUGGUGGAUUGACAAGUUUGGACUCCGAUCAGCGUACCACAUUGGAACAUGGGCAAACUUCAUUGGAAAUAUCAUCCGACUUGUUGCCUCAGGAACCUUCAUUGAUCCAUCGAUACGGUUCCCUAUUGCAAUCACCGGACAAGCUAUCGCGGCCUUCGCUCAACCAUUCGUGAUGUUCCUUCCCACAAAACUCGCUGCUUACUGGUUUGCGGAUAAUGAAAGAGCUAUUGCGAAUACGUUAUCAUCAAUGUCUAACCCGAUUGGAAUCGCCGUCAUGUACUCAUUGGCUCCAGUGUUUGUAAAUAAGACAACGCCAAAAAAUUUCUUUAAUAUGAACAUCGCUGUCACAGCUGUUGCAUUCAUCCCUGUUAUCCUAUCCCUUUUCAUCACCGCAUCUAAGCCACCAUCACCUGCAACACCAUCCAGAGCUGAGAACUCCGUGGAGUCUCCAUCUUUCCUCGACGGAGUCAUAUUAUGCUUCAAAUCGAAAACAUUCAUUGUACUCUCUAUUUGUUUAGGAGGAGGUGUUGGUCUUUUCAAUGCUCUCUACAACAAUUUGCAACCAGCACUUUGCGUGAAAGGGUACAGCCCGACGUUCAAUGGAGGAAUGGGAACAUUGUUGAUCAUGUCAGGACUUGUCGGUGCAGCGAUUAGUGGGAUCAUUGUUGAUAAAUGGGGGAAAUUUGAAAAAGUAAUGAAAGUCUCAUUUUGCGUAGCCGGAGUAGCAGCAGCUUCCUUAUCAAUAUGUAUAAACUACGAAGGAGUCGAGUGGUGGGUAGUCUUAUCGAUCUUUGUGUUUGGUGCUGCCGGAUUCUCGAUUUAUCCCAUUGGACUGGAAAUGGGGGUGGAGGCAACAUUCCCUGUAGCCGAGGCAACCUCAACAGGUCUUAUCAUUAUGAUCGGACAAAUCCAAGGUGUAUUUUAUGUGGUAAUGACCAAUUUGGCGGUUGGAAAACCAGAUCCCCAUGACAUGGCGAUUCAAACUUGCGUUGAUCAAAACGAUCAAAUUCAUACGGUGCUAACAUGGAAGUGGCCGUUCCUAAUUUGGCUGGCAUGCAUCUCAGUUCUGAUUAUGAGUUUCGUUGCAUUUUUCUGGCCGAAAUAUAAGCGAAGGGAGUACGAGCAAGCAAAAAGAUGGAACGAAAUUGAAUAA